AUGAACGACCCCGGUCUUGACGAUGCCAUCACUGACGAGGCGAACGCUCUAGACCACCAAAGCCAACCCAGUGACCAGCCCCCGGGAGAUGCUGAGGAUGGCAAAGGGCAUCAAAUAGACCCUCGACAUCCUCAUGCGGCCCGGUGGUGGCUAGCAAGCACAGCGUAUCCAUUAGCGGCAGGAACCUUUGGUCCGAUUGCGAGUGCCUUUAGCAUUCUCUCGUUGACGCAGACUUGGCGCAUGGAAAUACUCAGUGGCGGUGGGAGGCGAGACAUUAACGAUCCAAAAUGGGUUACCGCAAUCAAUGCAGUCUCGCUCGUGUGCGCGCUGGUAGCAAAUUUUGCCCUUUUGUUGAACAUGACGCGCCGUGUCUCUUUUGGGGUCUCGCAGCCGAUCAUUAUUAUUGGAUGGCUCCUUUCAUCGGUGCUACUUAUGGGAAUACUCGUCGGAUUCGGGGUCCUCAUGUACAGGCCCGAAAACGCCGGGCGGCUUUACACCCAAGCAUACUUCUACGGGGCAUUUGCGGCCGGUGUCCACUUUAUCGUCGCGUGCUUGAUGGUCAUGACUGCUUAUGGAGCCUGGAAGGGCCACUACAGUCGUGAAUACAAAUUGACAACCAGCCAGCGUACACUCAUGCUACAGACUAUACUCUUCUGUAUCUACCUCCUUGGCGGCUCAGCCGUCUUUGCCAAAAUAGAGGGCUGGAGGUUCUUGGACGCAAUCUAUUGGGCCGACUACACGCUACUUACCAUCGGUGUUGGAAACUUUGUUCCCAUGACCCAUCUUGGCCGAGGUCUACUCUUCCCAUAUGCCAUUGGUGGCAUCAUUAUUCUGGGUCUAAUCAUCUCUUCUAUCCGCACAUUGAUGCUGGAGCAUGGGCGACAAAAGAUAGCUGAUAUGUUGAAGGCGCAGACUCGCCGCAUCUUGGUGAAGCAGGCAUUCUCUGAUCACAACCAUCUCCAAGGACUGGUACCAGAUCUGAGUAGUGUAUCUCAGCAGGAUAACCAGAUGGAUGAGCGCGAGAGACAGAAGCGAGAAUUCAUCACAAUGCGACGGGUCCGGCAGCUUGCCACUGUGCAGCACAAAUGGAUCUCACUCGUCAUCUCGCUUGUUGUCUGGAUGGCCUUGUGGCUCAUUGGCGCGGUCGUCUUCUGGCGCUCUGAAGGCAAUCGCCAAUGGACAUAUUUUCAAGCACUCUACUUCGCCUACACAACCCUGCUGACCAUCGGAUACGGUGACUUUUUCCCGGUCAGCAGCCUGGGCAAGUCGUUCUUCGUCUUCUGGUCCCUGCUCGCCGUGCCCACCAUCACCAUCCUAAUUUCCAACAUCGGCGACACUCUCAUCCGGUUCGUCCGCGACGUCACCCUUUUCAUCGGUGAGAUCACCAUUCUCCCCGGCGACGAGCCCUUCAUGGAUCGCCUGAAGGAUAUUCUGCAUAUCAACUGGAGAGAGAAAUGUCUCCAGCAAACAUCUGGCGAGAAGAAUAGUGUCCAGGAUAUUCUCAGCAGCAACGGAGAGACCAGACACGGGGACUGCGAAGCGCGCAGCACCAUCGAAGCCGAAGAGCACAAAAAGGAAGAAUUUGCGCACAUCCGCGGUGAUUUUGCGGCCGAGAACGUGCACCACUACCACUACCUGCUCUUCCGGGAGGUGCGCAAGCUCAUGCAGUACGCGGCCAGCAACCUCUCCAAGGAAUUCGACUAUCUGGAAUGGGAGUACUAUCUUGCGCUGAUUUCGGGGAAACACCGACCUUCGGGAUUAGAGGACGAUGGCGCGACCUGUGAAGACGAAGAUGCGGAUCGUGCACUGCAGGACUGGAGCUGGAUUGAUACUGCGAAUCCGCUGCUAGGGGAGAAAAGCGAAGUUGAAUGGCUCUUGGGGGCGUUGACGGAGGCUCUAGAGCGGGAGUUGAAGCGGGCGAGUCGGGCUUAUCAUUCGCCUGAAGCAAGUGAGGGAGUUGAGGAUGCGACUGGGUCGGACGCGGAUAAGGGUCUGGAGUCUGGAAGUGCAAGAGCAGAAUGA
This is a messenger RNA of Penicillium macrosclerotiorum, 2022 nucleotides long. Its product is annotated as potassium channel family protein. Gene Ontology annotation, cellular component: membrane. The coding region runs from base 1 to 2022 and encodes 673 amino acids. Gene Ontology annotation, biological process: stabilization of membrane potential; potassium ion transmembrane transport. Lineage: Eukaryota; Fungi; Ascomycota; Eurotiomycetes; Eurotiales; Aspergillaceae. The transcript has 3 exons. The record is from RefSeq and is a predicted model, not a curated record. Gene Ontology annotation, molecular function: potassium ion leak channel activity.